Molecule: messenger RNA, 4167 nt
Organism: Rhodamnia argentea
Lineage: Eukaryota; Viridiplantae; Streptophyta; Magnoliopsida; Myrtales; Myrtaceae
Product: disease resistance protein L6-like
Exons: 6
Coding region: 1-4167 (1388 amino acids)
Biological process (GO): defense response; signal transduction
Molecular function (GO): ADP binding
Source: RefSeq, a predicted model, not a curated record
AUGUUUCAUCUCAGUUUUGGGCAUUCUUUCGCCGAGCUCGUGGCACUGAUCCUACUCCCCGGGCUUGCUUUUUAUCUUCUCAAUAAGAAGAAAGCCAGUGCACGUAGAAAUGAAGAAGAUGCUGGUACUGGCGCACCUGGUUCGAUGCCUACGCCGACAGAAGCUAAUUCUGAUGGAUCUAGUCCGUCUCCGACAGCAACGACUUCCGGUGGAUUUAGUUCAUCUUCUACAGAAACUCAAUCCGGUGGAUGUAGUUCGUCUCCGACAGAAAUUAAUAACGGCGCGUCUAGUUCAUCUCCGACAGAAACUAACAACGGUGCAUCUAGUUCGUUGACCGCAACUACUGGAAACCGCUAUGAGGUGUUCUUAAUCUUCAGAGGCCCAGAUACUCGAUACGGCUUCACCGAUCACCUCUACCACGGGCUCCUCAACGCCGGAAUUGACACUUUCAGAGAUGAUGAUGAGCUCUGUCAAGGCCAGGACAUCAGACCGGCGCUUGUGGCAGCCAUCACGGAUAGUAAGAUCCUGAUCCCCAUUUUCUCCGAGAGUUAUGGGACAAGUGAUUGGUGCCUGGAUGAACUGGUUCAGAUGAUGGAGCGCAAGAAUAAUAACGGGCAGAUUGUGUUGCCUGUAUUUUACAAAGUGAAACCAUAUGACGUGGGCCAUCAAAUCGGGAGGUUUGGAGACGCAUUUCUUGAGCGUGAGGGGCGCUUGCUUAAGAGGGGUUUCGACCCAACGAUUUUGGAGAAUCGGAAGAAAGCACUCCUUGAAGUCAGCACCUUGAGUGGACACGAAGCUGAUGGGUAUGAGGCAAACUUGGUGAAAUCGAUUGUCCGAAAUGUGUUGAGCGAACUGAAGAGAAAGUUUGAGUUGGAUAUUUCUAAGAAUUUAGUCGGACUUGAUAGUCAUGUGAACCAUGUUAUGGAACGUGUGAGUAAAUCCCAUGCCACCCUAUUUGUUGGCAUCCAUGGAAUGGGAGGCAUUGGUAAGACUACUCUUGCUAAAGUCAUCUACAACAAGCUUUCCAAUCAAUUUGAGCACCGUAGCUUCCUUGCUGAUAUAAGGGAAUCAUGGAAGUGUAAUGGCGUACAUUACUUACAGAAUCAAUUAAUCUAUGAUAUAUUGAAGCGCGAAAAUGAAGUUCAUAGUGAGAAUGAAGGGACUAAGUUCAUCUCCUCCAAGUUUAAAGGUAAAAAGGUCCUUGUUCUUCUCGAUGAUGUGGAUGAUGUUGUUCGGGUGAAGUGUUUGGCCGGUAAACGCGACUGGUUUUCUUCGGGAAGUAAGAUCAUUAUUACUACCGGAAACGAGAAGAUUCUUAAAGAAGUUGGUGUGGACUAUGCCUAUAAACAUGAGGAAAUGGAUAACGACCAAGCUUUGAUUCUUUUUAGCCAACAUGCAUUCCGAAGGCACCCUCCUCCAAGGAAAUUUAAGGACCUCACUCAUGAAGCUGUAUCCAUCAUCGGAGGGCUUCCCUUAUCUCUUGAGGUUUUAGGCUCAUUAUUGUGCGGAGAAGAGCUAGAACUCUGGAGAGGUACAAUAGACAAGUUAAAAAAAGUGCCUCCUAAGAAAGUGCGAGAAAAGCUACGGAUAAGUUAUGAUGUAUUAGAAGAUGAACAAAAGCAAAUAUUUUUGGAUAUUGCUUGUUUUUUCAUUGGCACUGACCGGAGAACCGCAUCCUACAUGUGGGAUGCCUGUCGCUUUUUCCCCGAGGAGGGAAUUGAAGUAUUGAGGUUCAUGUCAUUAAUAAAAAUUGACGAUGAUCAUAGGCUUCGAAUGCAUGACCAAGCGAGAGAUCUUGGUAGGGAAAUAGUUCGCGAAGAAAACCAGUGGCUUGAGAAUCGUAGCAGGUUAUGGGACUCUGAGGAAAUCGGGAAAGUGCUAAAGCAAAAUAAGGGAACGGAAAAGAUUCAAGCCAUUUAUCUGAGCAAAAGCAGCUCAGAAGGCUCCUGCAAAAUAGCUAUGGGAGAUUUUAAGGACUCGGUUGACGAGUUAAAAUGGCUUCAAUGGGAAAACUGUCCCACGAAUUUUGAAGUGGACAAUUUUCACGCAACAGAAUUAGUUGUACUGGAAUUGCCACAGAGCAAGAUAAAUGAAGCAUGGGAAGGAUGGAGUUCUUUCAAGCAAAUCGACUCUUCAAUUGGAGGCAUGAAGGCCCUCCUUUGCUUGGAGUUGCGCGCUUGUGAGAGCCUCACGAAGCUUCCAGCAGAAAUAGGUGAAUUAAAGGCGCUGGAGCAACUCCUCCCGAAUAAUACUCGUGUCCUUUCCGCAUUACCAGAAAGCAUACUUCGAGUGUUACGUGCUUCACAUUGCGAAAAUAUGGAAGUCAAAAUGCCAGAAAGCAUAGGGUCUUUGGAGAAUCUAGAAAUUCUAGAUAUUUCUUGCACCGGUAUAAAAAAUUUACCCAAUGAUAUUGGGAGGCUGAGACAGCUCCGAGUUAUAAAAGCUUCUUAUUGCAAAAAUCUAGAAGGGGAAAUGCCAGAAAGCAUGUGCAAUCUUUCAUCCCUACAACACCUUGAUUUUCAUGGCUGCAAGAAGCUCCAAAGGCUGCCGGACCUUCCUUCCAGGUUAACAUAUUUGGGCGUCACCUAUCAAAGUCGCAUAUUGCCUUCACUCUCCCACCUAGCCCGUCUCAAGAAGCUAAGACUCAUCCACCGUCAAUUUCUCCAGUGCAUCCCGGAGCUUCCACCAACAAUACUAAAGGAUUCAGAAUGCUCUCAACAAGCGACGGGUGUUGAAGAAUCAGAAUUACCACAAUCCCCGGACACUCCCUUCAAGUUGGAAGACUUGGCGGUCACUUUUUGUGAAUCUAUUGAAAUAUUGGACGUUUCGCAGUUAAUCCAUCUAAGGGCAUUAUUUGUCGAUCGUUGCUGGAAUUUACUUGAAGUUCGAGGUCUUGAUAGAUUGAAAUAUUUGGAACGCCCGACUAUCAUGUUACGCAAUUCACGGCUGGACCUUCCACGGUUCGGAGGUCCGAAGGAAUUGGAUGUUCGUGAUUGCAAAAAUUUAGUCGAAAUUCAAGGUCUCGAUACGUUGAUGUUCUUGGAAGAGCUGAGCAUCUCCGAGUGCGCUUCAAUUGAAAGUCUGCUUCUUCCAAAAUCCGGGAGUUUGAAGAAAUUGGAGGCUACAUUGUGCAUGAACUUAUCCAAAAUUCAUGGCCUUGAUGGGUUGGACUUCUUGGAAAGUUUCUAUCUCUUUGAGUGCGCUUCACUUGAGGAGUUACACCUUCCAAAAUCUGGUCGCUUGAAAGCAUUAGGUGUUACUGGUUGCGAAAUGUUAGUUCAAAUUCAAGGUCUCGAUAGGUCGGAGUUCUUGGAAUGGCUGGGUAUGUUCAAGUGCACUUCAAUUGAAAAGCUAUACCUUCCAAAAUCCGAUAGUCUGAAGAAAUUUUAUGCUAAACGUUGCGAAAACUUGGUCGAAAUUCAUGGCCUUGGUAGGCUGGAGUUCUUGGAAAAGUUGAAUAUCAGUAGGUGCGCUUCAAUUGACGGGCUAGAACUUCCAGAAUCCGAUCAUCUGAAGAUAUUAAAUGCUGGAUAUUGCAAAAGCUUAGCCGAAAUUCAUGGCCUUGAUAGGCUGGAGUUCUUAGAAAAGUUGAAUCUCACUGGGUGCGCUUCAAUUGAAAGGUUACCAAUUUUAUGUUGCUUUGACACCUUGAGAUGGUUGAGUAUCAAUGGCUGUGACAUGCUUCAGGAUAUUCAGAGCCUAGAGGGAUUCCCAUCCUGCGAAAGUCUAUGGAUUGAAGAUUGCCGGUUCUUAGCAGAAUUACCAAACUUGUCAAAUUUUCUUAAUUUACAAAAAUUGUUCCUGUCCAACUGUCAUGAACUUCGGGAGAUCCCGGGGCUUGAAAAGUCAAUAUCUCAAGAAUGUAUUGCUAUCUCGGGAUGUUCCUCGAUCGAGAUCUUACCGGAUUUGUCGUCAUGUACCCGCUUGAUGAGUCCGAUUGUGCAAGAUUGCCAAAAAUUGACUGAGCUUCAAGGGCUCGAGAAAUUGGAGCAACUAGUGGAAUUGGACAUUUCUGGAUGCAAGUCACUCGAAACAAUUCCAAAAUUAUCUGGAACGGGACUUUAUCAGAAUUGCGAGAAAAAGCCAUUUGACUCAGAUGAUCCUAGAGUGAUACAAUUUGGAUUUUCACAUGUUGACUCAGAUGACUCGGAUGACUCAAAUUACUAG